AUGCCACUACGCCGUCGAUUAUCCGGCCUUGUUAAGGGUCGAGACGAUCGAAGGAGUUCGAAUUUAGUGGGAGGCGGAGACGGUAGCCUAAGCGUCAAUCUUACAUCUGUUGAAGAACAAGAAGAAGACGGUGAUCUAGCAGCUGCGCUUACAGCGUCUUUCCAGGAUGAACUAUCUCGACUUAGAUGCGAUCUUGCCCAAGCCCUCCUCAACGCAAAGGAUAGCCAACAAGAGAUCAUUGCGUUGAAACGAUCAUGCGAGGAUCAAAUUGCGCACAUGGAAGAGGAAGCAGUACAAAUGCGAGCCCGUUUGACCAGCCUUGAGUUUUCGAACAAAUUGUAUGGUAGCAAAAACGAGGAACAAGCAGAAAUGAUAGCAAAAUUGAAAGAGGAGAAUUUAGGUCUGCUGAACAUGUUGGAAACUCGUGAUAGAAUACACGCGGAUGAGAUGCGCGCGUUGCAGUACCAACAUGGGCAGACGAUACAAGAGAUGCACAAUUCCGCAAAAGAGCUGAACCAAAAUCCCGACCUUGUUGCACAAGAAAUUCGGGGUCGCAAAGUGAACGCCGCCGAAAAACGUGAGCAAUUUGAACUUCAGUUGGCUAAGAGUACGGCUCGAAUUUCCGAACUUUCUUCUCAGCUCCAAGACCGUACGGCCGAGCUUGAGACCUUAAGAGGCUUGUUAGACAUGGCCAUGACGGAGAAUCGUUUGACUUCAGCAGCCUUGGUCGAACUACAAAGUUUCUUCGGCGGAAACACGACGCCCAGACUUGUCUUGACGAUAGAGCAUUUUCGAAGGUUGUACGCUGCCGAGGUCUUAUCAACUUCGGCAGAGAAUGAACGAUAUCUUAGAGAUUCCAGCAAUCAGCUUGUCAUCAAUACUCGCAUCGACAUGCCCAUGAGCAUAGAGGAGCUUGGCCGAUUCAUUCGGGGAUUAAGAAAUGAAGAAGCUAGCUUCCCGCAAAUUGUGAUUGAGACUUGUGCAGUUUGUGAAAGACACAAAUUUGCAGCUGCAAAUAGCUCAGUGACUCCCAAGGAACUGAAUGAGUUUCUUCCCGAAUUUCGGGAUUCGGUGUGUUGCGGAAGGUCGAUUUGUAGUGCUUGUCUGAAAGAGAGCGUAUUAAGGGCGAUUCAAGAAGGUUGGUGGCAUUCGCUUGAUUCACAACAAUGGAUCAGGUGUCCAGUCGAAGAUUGCAAUGGCAGCCUAAUAAAUGCGCAUGAGGGCUCUCUAAUAAGUCUACUCAAUAAGCUACAAGUUCCCAACGCAGAUUUCCACUUGACGAGAUACAAAAGGGCUAAUAGUCUUCGUGCUUCGCUCCUUACACUCGAUCCCAGGCCGUCUCAAGAUGCCCUUACUGCAGCAGCGAAUCUUCACAAUCAGCUGAUUGACAACGGCAUAAUGUUUGACCUUUUUGAUCCUCAAUUCGAGCCAAAUCAGCCGGAUGAAUCCGGACGGAUUCCUCCUUUUAGCCCAGGCAAGAUUAUUAUAUGCGAAACCGAUAUGGAAAGUCUUUGCCUCCCUGUCUUUGUCAAAUUUUUCCGUCGAAAGCAGACACCUAGAGAAUGUAUAAUCUGCUGCGAAUCAUAUUAUGAUGUUGACGUAGGCACGGCCGAAGAAUGGCAAUCAUCCACCUGUGGGUUCCAUGGCCCCUGGAUGUGGGACAUUUCCAUAUUCCCAAUGUCUCCGAUGUUGAGAUGUGAACAUGAGUACGACUUUUGUAAAAGUUGUUUCAGUAGUCAUUUGAGCACGCAACUGGAACAACAUGGUAGGCAUGGAUGCGAUCGAUUAACAUGUCCAAAAGCGUGUGGACGGACGCUUUCAACAGAAGAGGUCUUGCUUUUUGCCUCACCAGACACACGGCAAAAAUUCAACCAUUACAUCUUCCUGAAUUACAUCUCUUCUCAACCAAAUUUCCGUUGGUGCCUUCGCGACGGUUGCGAAAGUGGACAACUCUACGAUAUAGAUGACGAGACUGGCGAAAUCCACGAUCCACUUAUUGUUUGUGAGAACUGCGCGUUUGCGAUGUGUUUUACGCACCAGCUCCCUUGGCACGAAGGCUUGAGUUGUGAACAAUUCAACAAUCAACGUGAACACGGCGACCCGGAUUAUGCCGACACUCAAGAGUACAUUCGUGCGAAUACUAAAACAUGCCCGGGUGCAAAUUGUGGAAUGAACGUCCUGAAGGAUGGCGGUUGUUUUCACAUGACCUGUCGAUCUUGUGGCCACGAGUUUUGCUGGGAAUGUCUUGCAGACUGGAGAUUGAUAAGCCCUGAAGAUGGCGAAUAUAACCGUGUCGCCCACAAUGAUGGAUGCUGGUUUUUAUCACACAACACCCAGCCAACUCAGAUAGCCGGCAACACUAUUGAAGCUGCUUUGAGGAGAAGGCGAUAGUGACAGCGAGUACGUUGGGAUACCCCGUGCUGAGGUGUAUUAAAUCAACU
This is a messenger RNA of Verruconis gallopava, 2441 nucleotides long. RefSeq lists its product as uncharacterized. Gene Ontology annotation, cellular component: cytoplasm; ubiquitin ligase complex. Gene Ontology annotation, molecular function: ubiquitin conjugating enzyme binding; ubiquitin protein ligase activity; zinc ion binding. Lineage: Eukaryota; Fungi; Ascomycota; Dothideomycetes; Venturiales; Sympoventuriaceae. Gene Ontology annotation, biological process: protein polyubiquitination; ubiquitin-dependent protein catabolic process; positive regulation of proteasomal ubiquitin-dependent protein catabolic process. The transcript is spliced from 5 exons. The record is from RefSeq and is a predicted model, not a curated record. The coding region runs from base 1 to 2391 and encodes 796 amino acids.